AUGCGGUGCUCCUGGACGUCCGUGGUGCUGCUGGCCCUGGCCUCCAUAGCCAUCCAGUUCACGGCCCUCCGGACCUUCUCCUCGGGGCCCUUCAGCCUGCUCUGCUCCGUGGGCCUGGCCCCCGCCCGCUGUUUGCCAAACUGCAGCCUUAAGGACGGGCCCCCGGGGGGUCAGGGGUGCACAGACCUCCUCCCCCACGGCCCCUCCCCCGUCUCCCUCUCGCCCCCAGCCCUGGACACCAACAGGAGGACCAACAUCCUCAUCCUGGCCACCACCAGGAGCGGGUCCUCGUUCGUUUUCUACCUGUUCGAGCCCCUGUACCACGUGCAGCUGGCCCUGCUGCCCCGCCUAGCCCAGAGCCGGAACCUAGCCCAGCGGAGGGUGAUGCUGGGGGCCGCCAGGGACGUGCUGAGGUCCCUGUUCCACUGCCAGCUCCACAGCCUGGAGAGCUACAUCCAGCCCCGACCCGCCAGCCACCUCACCGACAAGCUGUUCAGGCGGGGGGCCAGCCAGGCCCUGUGCUCGGCCCCGGUGUGUGCGGCGGCCCUAGGCCCGCGGGAGCGCGGCCUGGUGCUAGGCGACGAGGGCGAGUGCGUGCGGCGCUGCGGAGCGCUAAACGUGUCGCUGGCGGCCGAGGCCUGCAGAGCAAAACGCCACGCCGCCAUCAAAACCACGUUCCGGGACACGUACAGACUCUGGCGGCUGUGGAGAGCCACCGGGCGUCGGCCCCACAACCUGGACCUGAGGCAGAUCAGCACCGUGUGCGACGACUUCCUAGAGUCCGUGUCCACAGGCCUGGCCGGGCCCCCCUGGCUCAAAGGGAGGUACAUGCUACUCAGGCCAGGCCCUGUGCUCGGCCCCGGUCUGUGCGGCGGCCCUAGGCCCGCGGGAGCGCGGCCUGGCGACGAGGGCGAGUGCGUGCGGCGCUGCGGAGCGCUAAACGUGUCUCUGGCGGCCGAGGCCUGCAGAGCAAAACGCCACGCCGCCAUCAAGACCGUCCGCAUCCCCCAAAUCAGCGACCUCAGGGCGCUCAUCGAGGACCCCCGGCUCAACCUCAAGGUGGUUCAGCUUGUUCGAGAUCCUCGGGGAAUCCUCGCCUCUCGCAUUGAGACGUUCCGGGAUACGUACCGACUUUGGCGGCUGUGGAGAGCCACCGGGCGUCGGCCCCACAACCUGGACCUGAGGCAGAUCAGCACCGUGUGCGAGGACUUCCUGGAGUCCGUGUCCACAGGCCUGGCCGGGCCCCCCUGGCUCAAAGGGAGGUACAUGUUACUCAGGUAUGAAGAUUUGGCCAAGUACCCCCUUCAGAAGACCAAGGACCUGUACCGGUUCCUGGGCCUGGCGUUCGACCGCAGCGUGGUGGGCUGGAUCCUGAACAACACGCGGGGCAGCAGCGACUCGGCCUCGCGGCAGAAGUUCACAACCGUCCGCGACUCCGCCGCCAACGCGGAGAACUGGAGGCUGAAGCUGUCCUUCGACAUGGUGCUCCACACCCAGGCCGCCUGCCAGCCGCUGCUGGGCCUCCUGGGUUGGUGGUUUUUACGUCCUGCUCCAGUAGAAUCAGAGUGUGAUGUCAAUAAACCAGUUGUGGACGUGCUCCCUUGUGCUUUCCUCUGA
Menidia menidia (Atlantic silverside) is the source of this 1617-nucleotide messenger RNA. Lineage: Eukaryota; Metazoa; Chordata; Actinopteri; Atheriniformes; Atherinopsidae. The record is from the annotation of a GenBank genome assembly.